This is a messenger RNA of Amoebophrya sp. A120, 4176 nucleotides long. The record is from the annotation of a GenBank genome assembly. Lineage: Eukaryota; Dinophyceae; Syndiniales; Amoebophryaceae.
AGUUGAAUCAGUCGUGCGAUGAAUGGAACAUCAACCCCUGUGUAAGUAAAAAGUUCUUGUGCAGGAGGAGCUCUGUGUUGUUACUCCGUUCUAUUUUUCCUACCACGGCAGCCCCAACCGCCAACGGAAGUAGGAAGAAAGUAGAAGUGCCACAGCUGCGAGGGGAAUUGCAUCCAUACAACUACAUAUUGCUUUUGUACUAAAUCUAUGUACAACGACAUUCAUAGUUGCUCAUUCUGUUUUUGUUCCAGUGUGAAAAAAGAACGGAAAGUAGAAUAGAACUAAACCCAGAACAAUUUAUAAACUCAGCCCUCGAAAAAAAUGAAGCGCGACAAGAGGGAGAACAAGACGAUCCAGGGCGGCAAAAACAACGCCACCCACGGCGGCGAUGAAAGAAACCAACCCGAAGCGAAGCGGCAGAAGCACGAGAAACCUUCCGCAGUGCAGAUGUACAGCGGGAAACAGGGCGGACGGGACUGGACGCUGUCGGUCGCGCUGCCCGCCUCCAUCGUCGCCAACGCGCAGAGCCACGAGCUGCGGUCCUACCUGGUCGCGCAGAUCGCCCGGGCGCUGACCAUAUCAACUGCAAUAGUGUCUGGGUCUGGAAGCAUGCAACUUGUGAUGCUGCAUUUGGAUUCCAAAAAAAUUUGUAUUGCAUGAGCAGCGAAGGGAAUGCAUUUUUUGCUACGCGGAGAGGGCGUUUGUCAUGCGGAGUAGGCAUCAAGAAGCCCGCAAAAAAUCUGUCGUGCUAGGGCAUGCAUUACAGACAUCAUGGCUCAUGCAAAACGUCCAUAACAAGUGUCAGAAUCUUCCAGACAUCCAGGGAUAUUUGCAAUUGAUAGACCAUCUACGGGGUGGACGAGGUGGUAUUGUAUGAGGAUCAGCAGGAAUUGGUGAACCAGGGCGACGUAUGGAUUGCAAAAGUGUCUGGGUCUGGAAGAGUGGAACUUGUAAUGCUGUCUGCGGAUUCUAAAAAUAUCUGUGUUGCGUGAGCAGUAAGAGGAGUCAGUUCUUGGCACGCGGAGAGGGCAUUUGUCAUGCGUAAUAAGCAUCAAGAAGCUCUCAAAAAAUCUGUGAUGCUAGCACCAGCAUCACAGACUUGAUGGGUCAUGCAAAAUGUGCAUGACAAGCCCCGACUCUUCCAGACCCAGACAUAUUUGCAUUUGAUACGACGGCGGAGAGAUGGGCGGCACGAAUAACACGUUUUCAUCGUCUUGGGACAACACAUCAAACACAUGGAACUAUGACACGAACUCGUGGGCCGGCGCGGGCGGCGCAACAGCAAAACCAAAGAAAGGUCGCGACACAACUACAAGCGCUGAAGAUGCAGGAGCUGCAGCAGCCGGCGAAGCAGAUGCUGAAGAGAAGGGCAAAAAUGGAGAAGAAGAGGCGGAGAAAAAGCAUUCCUGGGCGCUGAAUUUUUUCGCGCGGAACCUGCAGUACCUCGAGACCCCACAGUACCUGCGGAAAAUCCUGUUCGGAAUGCACCCAGAUUUGAAAUUCGCGGGGUUGCAGAACCCCCUGGACGCGCCGCACCACUUGCGGAAGGGGGAACAGAUCAAGUACCGGGAGGGGGUGAUUCUGGAGGAGCGGCACUUCCCGUACGCGAAACCCAGCGCCGACGGCGUGUUUGUGUGCUGCGGCCUGGACUACCCCGUCUGGUGCGAGGAGGGGCACGGGGCGACGGCCGGCGUCCGGGUCACCGUGAAGCUGCUCCAGGACGUGACCUACAAGGACGGCUUAUCCUGAGUAAAAACGUCCCCACACCAGAGUCAAGAUGGGAAAGCGGCUAGACAAAUCAACCAGCUUUCGUUGUUUCGCAUGACAAGUCUGUCCCCGGAGUGUGAUCCUGUGUAGCUAGUUUCGGAGCAUCACAGAUCAAGCAUAUCAUGCCGAUUCUAGCAUCACAAAUCCCAAACCACGACUAGAAAAUGGCUUUCAUUGGGCCCCGCAUGAGAAACUUUUUUGGCGUGCAGAUUUGCAUGACAGCUCUUGGGUGGGGACGUUUUUACUCAGAAUACGGCUCGGUUGCGGGAGAGAUUGUGUCGCCCUCCACCCCGCGCACCGAGGACGGGUUGUACUGGGGCUACCAGACCCGCGUGUGCCACAGCUUGCAGGAAGUGUUCGACCACACUCCCUUGGUCGUGGAAGAAACAACUUCUGGCUCCGGCGGAGACCACCCGGAGGCCGCCGGAAAGGAGGUCUCGAAACGACGACAGGCCUUGAAUCUGUCGUUCGACAGCUACCGGCACUACGAUCUGGUGUUGGGCACGUCCGAGCGGGGGCGAGCGAUCAACGACGAAUUUGCGUCCGCAAAGAAGAUAUGCAUUGCAAAUAUCCCUGGAUGUCUGGAAGAGUACAGCUUGUCGUGCUAAAUCUGAAUCAUGCAUCAAAAAUCUGUGUUGCGUGAUUACGAAUAAAGCUGUCCGCUUUUGAGCAAGCCGAGAGGCAGUUUCUCAUGCGGAAAAAGCAUGGUAAAGAUCUCACAGAAUCUGUGACGCCAGGGCAUGCAUCACAGACCUCGCGCGUCAUGCAAAACGUGCAUGACAAACGUUGCACUUAUCUAGAACCACACAUAUUUGCAAUGCAUAGAAGAAGCUGCAAUUCCGCCACUGCCUGGUGCUCUUCGGCUCGUUGGGCGGCUUGGAAGCGGUCAUGAAAGACGACUUGUUCACGAAAAUUGAGUAUCCUGUGCAAAAGUAUCGUACUCGUAUUGCAAUGACGCAUUACAAAUCUCUUUCUAAAGGUAGAUCCGCAUUACAAAUUAAAUUGCUCAUGCUGAGGAAAUUUGUAAUGCAUAAUUUAUACGAGUACGAUAUUUUUGCAGUUCAUAUUGAGAAGGAGUACCAAAUUGCCCACCCGGCGAAACGCGGGGAGAACAAGAAGAAUCACGUGUGCGGGAAUCCCCGGAUGAUCUGUAUCAAUCGCGUAGUAAAAACGUCCUCCCCAGCACAAAUUUUGCAAGAAAAAACUGUUUCACUGUGAACUUGUGAUGCAGAGAACGAAACACCAAAGCGUUUGUCUCGCUACACCUGCAACACAAUGGAUUUUUAAGUGUGUUUUCCCUUGGGAAGCGCGCAUGGCAAAUUUUCGGUGUCAGGUGUAGCAAACUUGUGACGCAGAUUCUGCAAAAUCAUCACAGUGAAACAGUUUUUUCGUGGGAUAACAAACGCCCCACAGUCAAUCCUUGAGAAGUCGAAAUGUAGAAGUGUGCAACACAAUCACAAAGAACUACCAGAAGUUUAUUUUUGGGAGCCAAAACGCAUGACAAGUUCCUUUCUGCAGGUGCAGCGUAGCCAGGAGAGCCGCAUCGCAAAGCCAUCAGCUGGCACUGUUUUAUAAAUACGGCAUCUCGACGUCAAAAUCAGAAACAUCACGAAAAGAAAGCCUCUCGUAAGGAGGAUAGAUACCUACGCAUGACAAGUCUCUUUUUGUAGGUUGAUGCAAAAAUUCUGCAUGACAACGCUGGUGAGGUGGGGGCGUUUUUACGCCGGAUAACCUGCCACCACUACUUGAACACCUGUCCCUUUCAAACUUCGCGAACGAUCCGAGCAGAGGAGGCACUGUUGAUCACGUUAGCAAACUACGCAUCGCAAAUAUCGAUUUGGGUCUCCUGCGAAAACAAGUUGUCAGACACUUGUCAUGCAAUUUUUGCAUAAUUUGGUGCAAGAUGAAAUGUGGAUGCACGACACAAAGCAUGAUAACAAAUCCUCCGGCGGAGGCCUGUUCAUCAUACCCAGUGGUCCCCACGGGAAGCACCUCCCCGGGGGAAGCACCUCCCUCUCGUAGAGGAGGUAACCGCUGCGCAUCUUUCUUUUAGGCAAUGCAAAUUGAUUUUGCCUGUCCUCCUUCGAAGAAAACAAUCCACAUCUUAAUUUCGUAAAAUAGUUAUUUUUCCGGACCCAGAUCGAUAUUUGCAUUGGAUACAACUUUAGACCGCUUCUUGGACAAGUGAUUUUGUUUCGUCUGUUGGCGGAACCUCUCCAUUGGGGAUGACGGAAGCCGUGCAAAAAUACUUACCACAGCAUCAGUUCUCGGCUGGUCGCGCCCGAAAUCGGACGAAAAACGUCUUUAGUAAAAUGCUGUUGCACAGUUUGAUGGACAAAAACUUCUCGCAAAAUGACCAAGAAGUUCUUGUGCUGGGCCUCGCGUGGCGUUCCGAGACAAAAGGAUGUU